Molecule: messenger RNA, 1534 nt
Organism: Nymphaea colorata (pocket water lily)
Lineage: Eukaryota; Viridiplantae; Streptophyta; Magnoliopsida; Nymphaeales; Nymphaeaceae
Product: 3-hydroxyisobutyryl-CoA hydrolase 1-like
Exons: 14
Coding region: 240-1391 (383 amino acids)
Biological process (GO): L-valine catabolic process
Molecular function (GO): 3-hydroxyisobutyryl-CoA hydrolase activity
Source: RefSeq, a predicted model, not a curated record
GAAGCAUCGGUCCACGACGACGUCGACGAGCAUCGAUCUGUGGUGGUUGGGACGGCCGAUCGCCAUUUUUACUGCCUUGCCCAUCAGCGGAGCCCAUGCGGCCCGAAGGCAAAUCCUGUUACGUCUCCUGACGAGGAAAUCCCCCUGAAAAGUAGGAGCGGGAUAAUUGGAAGAAGCCACAAGGAGAUUCGGAACUCUUCUUUGCUCCUGCCUUCUAGUCCGAUCACCGUGUGCCAUCAAUGGCAACCAAGAAGUGGAUGGACUCUGAGAACGAACAGGUAUUGGUUGAACAACAUAACUGUGCGAGGACAAUUGUCCUGAACAGACCGCGCCAAUUGAACGCCCUCUCCUUCAAGAUGGUUUCUCGUCUUCUUCAGUUAUUUCUUGAGUUCGAGGAAGAUUCUAAGGCCAAGUUGCUGAUUAUGAAGGGAAAAGGAAGAGCUUUUUCUGCUGGUGGUGAUGUUUCUGCUGCUGCUCAUCUUGCAACUGAAGGUCACUGGAGUUUUGCUGCUAAAUUUUUCCAAGUUGAGUACACACUAAAUUAUGUCAUGGCGACAUAUAGUAAACCUCAGGUUUCACUUCUUGAUGGGAUUGUCAUGGGAGGCGGUGCUGGCGCGUCUAUGCAUGGGAGAUUUCGAGUUGUCACAGAGAAUACAGUGUUUGCAAUGCCAGAAACAGCACUUGGUCUGUUCCCAGAUGUAGGUGCAUCUCAUUUUUUGUCCAGGCUACCUGGCUUUUUUGGGGAAUAUGUUGGUCUGACAGGUGUAAGGCUUAGUGGUGCUGACCUUCUUGCAUGUGGGCUUGCAACGCAUUUUGUUCCUUCUAUGAAAAUUCCUCUGCUGGAAGAGGCACUUCAUGUGGCAGAUACAUCUGAUCCACUUGUCGUCAAUGCAAUCAUUCUCAAGCUUUCAGAAAGAAUUCCUCUGAAAGACAGUAGCCCCUAUCACAGACUCGACAUCAUUAAUAAGUGCUUUUCCAAAAGAUCAGUGGAAGAAAUUAUGUCUGCCCUUGAGGAGGAGACUUUAAAGGGAGUAAAUGAGUGGCUUUCUGUAACAAUCGAGUCUCUAAAGAAAGCAUCACCCUUGAGCCUUAAACUUUGCUUAAGAUUGAUCAGAGAGGGUAGGCUGCAAAGCAUUGACCAGUGCCUGAGCCGUGAAUACAGAGUUGUUUCCCACAUAAUGAAAAGUGAACAUAGCAGCGAUUUUUUUGAGGGUUGCAGGGCUAUACUGUUUGACAAAGACAGGAAUCCCAAGUGGAACCCAUCAAAAUUGGAAUUAGUCAGUGAAGAGAUGGUAGAUGACUAUCUCACAAAGGUUAAUGAUGAAGAAUGGAAAGACCUGGAGCUCUUGCCUAGGCCUAGAGCUACUGCUUCCAGUAUAUCAAAACUCUGACCAUGUAACACCUGAUCCUUGUGGAUUGUGAUUAUUGCUUUGAUGCUCAACGAAAGUGUUUCAACUGAUUAGUAGACUACUUGUGUAUUCUGAUGACAACAAUUAGUUUAUAUAAUUCAAGGAUCUUGUUGCUGUUACAUUUA